AUGUCGGGACAUACAUUACUAUUUUGGAUUUUGUCUUUUACGUGGGAAGUUAACGCACAAUUCGGAACUGUAUCCAUAAGUUUAGACAUGCGGCGUUCUGAAAACGAAGCUAUUCAUUUUAAAGGACGAUGUCCACUUAAUACUUCGUGUGUGCCGAUUAGCUCCUGUCCUAUGUUAGAAGACUUGAUGGAUUUUGCCUGUUUCUCUUCUGAUAAAUACUUUCACCGUCUCAAUGAGUUGACUUGCGGUAAUAAUGACGACGAGGACUAUGUUUGCUGUCCGUCUUGUGAAUGCUCUCGUGUGUAUCCGGAGGGUACAGAGGAGUGCGGACGAAGUAUGGUUAAAGGCAAUGGCUACAAAGGCAUUGGGAUGCAUCCAUGGGUCGCAAGAAUUGGCUUUACGAACAAAGAUACGGGUAAUGUACGAUUUGCGUGUAGUGGUUCGAUUAUAGCCAAGAGGGUUAUCCUGACAGCAGCGCAUUGCGCUUUGGCCAAGCCUGAGGGUUAUAAAUUAUCUACUGUGGUAGUCGGAGAGUGGGAUACAAGCCGGAGUCCAGAUUGUAACGACUACUUCUGCGCUCCUGUCACGCAGGCCAUUAAGGUGGAUAACGUUAUAGUGCAUCCAGGCUAUGAGCAGAAAAUAUUUAGACAUGACAUCGCCCUAAUAGUUCUCAAGGACGAUAUAAAAUAUUCUGUGACAGCAGCGCCGAUUUGCCUCAACGAUAAGCCGGAAAUCGUGAUCAACGAUCGUUCCACGCUCGUCGGAUGGGGCAAAUUAUCUGGACAGAGUAACAUGGUUAAUCGGCAACAACAACUAGAAGUGCCAUUGGUACCCUUGGAAGCGUGUGAACGUAUCUUUGGCGAGUCAGUGCCAGUGCAUGAAGGGCAGCUGUGUGCGGGCGGCGAAGAGGGAAGAGAUGCUUGCUCUGGUUUUGGCGGAGCUCCGUUACUGAUAAACAAGGAUGGACAAUACAUGCAAAUCGGCAUCGUGUCUUUUGGCUCCGAGAACUGCGGCAGUGAAGGAGUUCCCAGCGUUUACACCAAUAUCGCUCAUUAUCAUCGUUGGAUCAUAGAAAACUCGCCAUCAUAA
This is a messenger RNA of Parnassius mnemosyne (clouded apollo), 1089 nucleotides long. The record is from the annotation of a GenBank genome assembly. Lineage: Eukaryota; Metazoa; Arthropoda; Insecta; Lepidoptera; Papilionidae.